Hypanus sabinus (Atlantic stingray) is the source of this 6853-nucleotide messenger RNA. RefSeq names its product tripartite motif containing 66 (gene trim66). The transcript is spliced from 19 exons. NCBI's taxonomy places the organism in Eukaryota, Metazoa, Chordata, Chondrichthyes, Myliobatiformes, Dasyatidae. Gene Ontology annotation, molecular function: zinc ion binding; protein binding. Bases 262 to 3945 code for a protein of 1227 amino acids. The record is from RefSeq and is a predicted model, not a curated record.
UUAGCUGACAUGACGUUUACAGGACUAUUUUUUCACUGAGAUCCUGAAUAUCUGGUAAUAGAUUGAGCUUUGAGGAGCCCGAGACCACGUACUUCGCGUUGCUCACGGGCUGACUUGUUUUCCUUUUCUCGCGGGGAAUGAUGUCAUUUGGCAGAGUAACUCUUCGCAUCACCACCAUCCAGGGACCCUGCAACUGAAAGCGGUGCUGUGCGCAGGGAGUGGUGAAAGAGGUCAAGCCUUGGCUUUGGCAGAAGGUGAAAUAUGGACCAAAGUGCCACCGCCAACACUGCCAACAGCCGAGCCGAAAAUGAAUGCAAAAGUAACUCUGCGGAGGACGAACUUAAUCUGUUCAGGACCUGCGUGGUUUGUAAAAAGGAUCUUACAAAUCGCGAGCCAAGAUUGCUGCCUUGUCUUCAUUCGUUCUGCAAAGAUUGUGUGCCGGCUGGGAUCCGCAGCCUCACUCCUACAACUGCAGCUUUCCCGGAGGACUGUAAUGGGGAAGACAUUAUCAUCUGUUGCCCUGCUUGCAAGCAAACGUGUUUCACGGGCGAUGUAGUGGAGAACGUCUUCAUCAGAGAGUAUCCACCUGUGUCCCAAACCAUGGAUAAGCGCUGCUCAGAAUGUGAAAAGAAGCCAGCCUUCAAGAUCUGUUCAGACUGCAGUAAGUGGCUGUGCAGUGCAUGUUCAGAAGAGCAUUUGCAUGGGAAGGAUACAAAGCAUCAUAAGCUGUUAACCCCAGAACAUGCUGCAGGUAGUGAGAGUGAAGUCAGUGAGUUCACGCUGCUCUGUCCUCUUCACACCAAAGAGCCACUGAAGCUAUUCUGUGAGACCUGUGAUGUGCUGGCUUGCUGGAAUUGCCAACUAACACAACACAAAGAACAUAGUUUCAAAUACCUGGAAGAUAUUUUACAGAAUCAGAAGGUAACUUUGGAGGAGCUGACUCUGAAAAUGGAAGAGAAAAAGGUCAGCAUGCAGAGUUCAGCAAAACAAGUACAGGACAGACUAAAUGAAGUAAUGCAAGUGCGGAAGAAGGUGGAAAAUCAGAUUAAGAUGGCAAAGAUGAUCAUGAUAAAUGAAUUAAAUAAACGAGUAAAUGUUCUGAUGGACCAGGUAGAGAGAAUUACAAAUGAGCGGAGGCUUAAACUGGAGCACCAUCUUCAAGCAGUAAUGGGAUUAUGCAGACAAUUGGAGCAUGUGUUAAACUUCAUUAAUUGGGCAGUCUCCAAGAAGAAAAAUAUCCCAUUCUUGUUCAGCAAGGAAUUGAUCAUGUUUCAGAUGCGACGUUUACUGGAAACACAGUGCAAUGCAGAUUUGGGGACCUCCAGAAUUCAUUUUCACUGGGAUUCUGUCUCGUGGACUAAAAAACUCGCUUCUUUAGGCUAUUUGUCAUUUGACUGUGAAAACUCAACCCACCAGGAAUGCCUGGCCGCCUUCCCUCAGCAACAAUCACCAUUACCUUCGGACACGGCUGAUCAGAGGCCCUGUUUAGCACCAUCGUUUCUGUGCCAAAAUCCUGGCCAACAAUAUUCAGUCUGUGGCAGUCGUCGCCCAGACCCACAUCCAAUUCCUAAGGACCACGAGACUGUAAACUGUUUGCAGAAUCAUGACUCUUUAGGCCAAAUGCCGGGGAGCUUGCAUCAUCAGCUACAGGUGCAAUAUAGUGGAAUUCAGCAGAGACAAGCACAGCAGAAGUAUUUUACACGUCCCUUCGCAGUACAGCCGAUGCCAACUUUGCAGCCGUGGCACAUAGCUCAAACGGGGUCUGAACAAAACACGGUUUUAAUUGGACACCUCCAAGGACAGCGCUUGCAGCCAAGUCUGCAUUCAGCCUAUACUGUACCACAACAAAGAAACAUGACACCAAUGCAUGUGGUGGCCUUGCAGCAACCAAAGCAGCUUGUGCACCAGCCACAACAGAAGCAACUUUUUCAAUUGCAGCAUUUAAAGUUACCAAAUCAAUUGUCAGUGCAACUGCACCCUGUGCGGCAGCAGUCACCUUAUGAGCAAGUUCAUCACCAACCCCCUGCUGAAAAUUCACAGGGCAAACCUGAUUCCAAGGAGCCUGUCCAACAGUGUCAACCAGCACAAAUGGCAGCUGCCCGUCAGGAUUCUGUCGAGCAGUCACAUCUGUUUAGUCAGAAGCUGAAAAACAUACAAAUUGCAGAAAAAAACAUAUUGAAGCAGCACGUUUUAAAAAGCCAGGACGCUCCUGUGGAACCACCGUACUGUGCUCAACAAAGGGUGGUGAAUGAUCAGGACCAACAGUGUGAAAAGAGCCAGGUGCCACAAUUAAAUGCAGUCAGUGAAGUUUCUCUGCAUAAUCCUUUUGAUGUUGAAAAACAGCAGAACGUUAAUGAUCACAAUGAGAACUCCACCCCAGUCCAGCCAUCGGAUUUAUUAAAAAUACUUAAUGCUCCUGAGAAACAGUCGACCUCUUCAAGAUCCUCAACUAAAAGGAUGUGUUCAUCUGCUCCGAAGAAAGGAAAGAGAAAGUGUUCUGUUUCAGGCCAAAUAGAAUCCACACUAACUGUGAACAAGGAAGCUUUGCAUCCUGCCCCUUUAUUGAUUGAAUUGCAUGCACCACUGACUGUGUCCAGGUCCCAGGGUGACUCUCGGGGCCAUCAGCCAGAAAACGUACUGAUAAACUUGGAACCAAAGAAGACAAAGUACAAGUCUAAAGACAGUGACAAUGGAGAACCAAAGGAAUCCAUGGAAACUGAACAAAGCCCUUUCCAGGAGGACAGCUGCAAGGAACCAAUGAACCUUUCUGUUAAUGCUGAAAAUCCUAGAGCCAGUGGAUCUCAAGAUUUGACACUGGAUUCACAGAAUGAAGGAACCAUGGAUGACAUUGCAAACCAGAGGGCUCAAAAGGAUGGGGUGAAGUUACCUUAUGUGCGUUUGGAGCGAUUGGAGAUCUGUGCACCAUCCGCCGGCCAGCUCCCCAUCUUCAAAGUGCAGUCAGCUGUUGAUGAAGAUGAAAGUAAAUCCCUUGUCAUGAUGGACAGUCAGACUUCAAAUACUGCAACAAAGAACAUUACUCUGGACAGCACUCUCACCCCGCCGAACUCGAACCCUCCUCCUCCUCAACAAUGUGAGGCAGAAGAGGCAGCAGUUACCUCUGAGCUGCCACCCGAUGUUGCACCAUUCCCAUCUCCUUCAGAUGACAAAACCUCGGAAGCAAAUUCUCAUGCGACCCCAAAUGCAGCAAGCGCUACAGACGACAACGAGGAUUACUGCGCGGUCUGUUUAAAUGGCGGGGAGCUGUUGUGCUGCGACCGAUGCCCAAAGGUGUUCCACCUCAGCUGUCACGUGCCUUCUCUUCUCAGCUUCCCAAUGGGUGAGUGGUUGUGUACAUUGUGUCGGAAUGUGGUGAUGCCAGAAGUGGAAUAUGAUUGUGAAAAUACGCGGCAUAUCAACGAAAACAGGGGAAUAAGGACAUUACAGGGACUCUCCAUAAGUGACCAAAGGAAAUGUGAAAAGCUGACUUUACACUUGUACUGCUACCCCCUCAGCCUGCCCUUUCAUGAGCCUGUCAGCCCACUGGCCCGUCAUUACUACCAGAUAAUCAAAAGACCAAUGGAUCUUUCUACUGUGAGGGCAAAACUUCAGAAAAAGAGCCCACUCCAUUAUUACACACCUGAAGAAUUUAUUUCUGACAUUCAGCUUAUGUUUAUGAACUGUGCAAAAUUUAAUUAUCCAGAUUCAGAGGUGGCCCAAGCUGGUAGAAGUCUGGAAAUGUACUUUGAUGAAAAGCUCAAAGAAAUUUACCCUGACAAAAACUUUACAGGAGCAGCCCAAGAAUAUUCUGAUUAUGAAGAGAUUGAUAAUGACAGUGGUACUGCAAUUGUUAAUGGGUUUAGUUGGCCGACAGAAGAAAAGGAGCACGUGAAGCCAAAGAGAAGACGUAGGCAUGGUGCAAGCCACAGCCAUAAGGACCACAAAUAGUGUUGCUGGCUGAAUGUUUAAAUAUUGUGAAAUGCAAAUUGAUCCUCGACUCUCUUCCACUUUGUGUCUUUACCCCUUCUCCUCUCCUCCCCCUCCUCCGCCCCCUCACCUCUUUUUGUAACAAAUGUGUUUAUAAUAAUGUUUGGAGCUCAGGAAUGCGAAUACCAGCUUCCCUGAAGAGGAAUCAGUAAAUGGCAUUUACCAGUUUUCAUAGUUUUAUUGCAAAGUGAUUGCACUGAAUGAGGUUGGAUGUGGUGUGUUGUGGACCUUUCCUCAUGUGAAAGACUUUCAUAGCUUGUCUACACCAGUAUUGCUGUUGGAUGAGCAGUUUUUGUACAGAUUAUGGGGCAUUAUUCCAGUUAGUUUAAGAUUUAUUUUUAGAAUGCAGUGGACAAAAUAACCAACUCACAUUGUUUUUCUCAUCACUUAAGUUCAAGCCUUAAAGUUAAUGGAUAAAUUUCUGUGAGGUUUCACCUGAUUGUCCACAUUAACAAGAACCUGCUGAGAAUUAGCAUAAACUGUGAGCCUCUGACAGGAUUCCACCCUCAGAGAAUGUAGGUUGUGCUUUCUUAGUUAAAUUUUUUGACUUUAAAUAUUCAUGCUAGUGAUAGCUCUUGGAUUGUAUCCAAUUUGUUGAGAGAUAUCCACUUGGGCUUUUAAUUCUCAGUAUUGAUUGUUGCAAAUUAGUACAAGAAAAAUGUUGCCUUUUAUGAGGUGUGGUGGUCAUUGGAAUCAACGAUUCAAAGUACAUUCAUUAUCAAAGUAUGUAUGCAGUAUACAACCCUGAAAUUCAUCUUCCCCACGGACAGCCACGAAACGAAGAAAACCAUGGAACCUGUCAAAGAAAAGCACCAACCCUCUCCCACGCACAAAAAAAAACAAAUUGCGCAAAUGGCAACAGAAAAGAGUGAGAAACACAGAGUGCAAAACACAAAAUCAGAAGAUGGUACCAAUGAACAACUUUACCAAGGGCGACAUCCUUCAUAUGGUCCAUGAAACUACUUCAUUUUGUGUCUUCUGUUUCUUUCAAAUGUAGUUCUGGUACUAUUGGAGCCUGUGAUACACAGUUUGACGGUGUGUUUUCAGGGCAAUUAAACGAUCUGAGGAAGUUCUGGGAAGCUUUGAGCAAGGUGUGUGGCCUCGAGGCCAAGAAGCUUGGAGACGAGGAGUGAGCCCAUGACUGACUCCAUUUCUUACCGACUUAAAGCGUCAAGGAAUAUAGAAAACAUCAAGCUGGGUGUAGAAGGUGAGUAAGGGUACAAUGCCAUCCAUCAGUCUCUCAUUCACCCUCUGUUUGAAUGGUGUCUGUCUCUCCCUGGUACUGAAGUUCUGAGUCUGUGGUUUGUGGAUUGGACUGCAGUUCACAUUACAAUGCGUUUUUUUGGUUUCUGGUCCCUCCUUUCUCAUUUGCAGGCCACGCCAAUUCAAAAUCAACAAAGAAAGAAGCAGCCAGAAACCAGAAGAACAUCACAAUGUGAACUACAGAGUCCAAUCCCCAAACCACAUUGAUUAAAGCUUGCCCAAAACCCAGAACUGCAGCUCCAGACUGAGAGCAGCUUUUACUGUGUGCUGUACCAGAAGUUAUGGUCGACUUGACUUGUGAAAAGUGACUUGACUUGACUUGAAAGAGAGAGACCAUUGCAACGCAGGCUCCUUUCUUUCAGGAGCAACAGGUGAGAGAGAGAGAGAGACCAUUAUAACAAGCAGCUGUAAGCGAGAGGCCGGUAGGUGAUGCUGAACACCUCCAUGCCUUCUGCACUUGCUUGGAUUAUUUCACUUCCCUGGUGCUUCAAUCACUGAUAUUGGCGAGAAAUGAAGUUCAUCAUGGGCUCGCACCCUGUCUCCAGGCUUCUUGGCCUGGUGCUUCGCUCAAAGCCUUACAGAACACCCUCGGAGAUGGCUAAGUGAAGCUCGCUCAGUUGGCCCAUCAACACACCACAAUACAUGGAUCACAGGCUCCAGCAGUAGCCGAACCAUGUUUGAAAGAAAAAGAAGGCAUGAAAGAAGUAGAAUCAUGAGCCGUCUGGAGGAUGUUGCCCUUGGUUGUGACUUUUGCAGGCACCAUCUUCUUCUGGAUGUUCAUGGCUGGUUCAUCAGGGUGGAAUUUUUUUUAGUCAUUGUUAAGGAAAGCUUGUCAACUGUGUACAAUUCUUAAAAUAUAAUUUUAUUAAACUGCUUAGGUUUUGAUUGUAAAGCUUUGGAACUUUGAAUUAUUGUUGCUUCACAAGUGCUCAAACACCAUCAUCCACACAACUGCUACAGCAGAGACGUAGAAUACUAAUGACAGUGUGUCAUAAGGUCCUUACUUCGAACACUUUUGUGUUCAAAGUAAUGAAGGUGAUCAAAAUGUUCGAAAGAAAUCUGAUGGUAGACUUGUGGUUUUGGAGUGGCUGCAUAGCAUCAGUAAAUGUCAGAGAAAUGCCCAAUUAGUAAAUGGUGACCACUGAAGUGUUGAACUGGAGCGCCAAUGUUUUCUAGAAUGACGCAGCUUCACAUGCAAUUUGGCAUGUGACCUAGGAUGAGAUAAGGGGCUAAAAUGAGUCUCUCAAAUAAGAACUGUAUGGGCUUUUGAAUGAUUAAUAAAAGAAGAUGACUGUACAGUACAUGUCAAUACAGUAUCAUUAUUUCAAUGUGGGACUUUUUAAACUAGAGUAAUGUUAAUGUAAUGACAAAGAAAAACUUUUUAGAAAAAUACGAGCAAUCCAUAAAAUGCCAGAUGUAGAAAUGGCUUCACCGGCAUUGAUGUUAAUGUUAAUUGAUGUUUGUCUUUAAAUAAGAAUUAUAUAUUUAAUUGUUCUAUAUGAGAGUAGCCACAUAUAUUGUCAGCAAGUUGUAAUUAAAUUUAUUUUCUAAAAGUACCGUGUUCUAACUAUUCCUAUUACUGCUGUAAUAAAGGGUGUUAACAUGG